Molecule: messenger RNA, 1353 nt
Organism: Spodoptera exigua (beet armyworm)
Lineage: Eukaryota; Metazoa; Arthropoda; Insecta; Lepidoptera; Noctuidae
Source: the annotation of a GenBank genome assembly
CUGACGUGUUCCUACAUCCGUGUGUUGUUGUUACUCUUGACUUUAUUAUUAUUGACUUGUUCUACCGGGACUUAGUGGGCCGUGACAAUGCCGCGACCCUCGCGUGAAUCGUACGGCGACCAGAAGCCCCCGUACUCGUACAUCUCCCUGACGGCGAUGGCGAUCUGGAGCUCCCCGGAGCGCAUGCUGCCGCUGUCGGAGAUCUACCGGUUCAUCACGGACCGCUUCCCGUACUACCGGCGCAACACGCAGCGCUGGCAGAACUCGCUGCGGCACAACCUCUCCUUCAACGACUGCUUCGUGAAGGUGCCGCGCCGCCCGGACCGGCCCGGCAAGGGCGCCUACUGGACGCUGCACCCGCAGGCCUUCGACAUGUUCGAGAACGGCUCGCUGCUCAGGAGGCGCAAGAGGUUCAAGCUGCACAAAGGGGAUAAAGAUAAUCUGAAUGCAGAGUUAGCGGCGCUGGCAAGUUUCAACAGAGCAUUUUUGGCCAGACAAGCGAGUGCACCACCUCCGCCACCAGCCAUGCCGAGUGCUAGUCUCUACACACCACCGCUGUGUCCACAGCUAAGCCCAGAGCCAGCAGAACUACCUGAAGCUGCAACCAUCACAAUGUUACCGCGUGAAAGACCACGAAGAGAUUUCACAAUUAAGGCGCUGCUUGAGCCAGACUCGCCGCGGUUGUCGCCGUCGCCACCUCACCCAGUGCUGAUGCCCAUCCCCCGGCUGGAGGCUGCGUCGUACGUGGCGGCUGCGCAGCGCUACCACGCCGAGCUGCUGGCGGCGGCGCACGCGCUGCGCCCCUGCUACCUGCCGCCGCCGCCGCCGCUGCCCGUCGCGUGACAUCAGCCUGUGCGCACGCAUUCGAGCUGCUCCAAUAUUUCGUGCAAUGUUAGAUUGUAAGUACACUUCUAACUAGUUAUUUGUAAAGUGUUUAGAUUUUUAUUUGGAACAAUCGUUUUGUAGUUUUAAAAUGUUAAUUUAUCUCAAAAUACUUGUGAAUAAAAACGCGCUGAGUUGUAGAAAGAUGGUCAUUUUGAGUUUAAGUUGGAGUGUCGAUUUUAACUGAUUUAGCAUUUACUACUUGAAUGAUAAUCAUGACCAUUUGCGACGCAUUUAGUAUUAUAAAUAUUUAUUAUGUUAAAGCGUUAAACGUUGAGGCUAGCGAGCAAACGAGCAAUGGCCUAAUGUUAGACAUUCCGCAGACGGUUCAAGCAAAAUACUCGGGUCAUUAUAGAAGUUUAAGUGAUCUCACUUUAAGGUUAGUUACACUGCUGAUUAGUUAUUGUAAUUGUUAAAAGUAUUAUAUUGUGGCAGAUGAAAAACUAGAAAAACAUUAGUGAAUAGUUCAGG